Ipomoea nil (Japanese morning glory) is the source of this 1272-nucleotide messenger RNA. Its product is annotated as putative F-box protein At3g10430. The record is from RefSeq and is a predicted model, not a curated record. The transcript has a single exon. Lineage: Eukaryota; Viridiplantae; Streptophyta; Magnoliopsida; Solanales; Convolvulaceae. Gene Ontology annotation, molecular function: protein binding. The coding region runs from base 1 to 1272 and encodes 423 amino acids.
AUGGAAAGUUGCAAAUUGCCAAGGGAUCUGGUGGUUGAUAUUUUAUCAAGAUUACGGGUAAAGUCUCUUAUGCGAUUUAAGUGUGUUUGUAAAUUUUUCUAUGAUUUGAUAAAAAGUGAUCAGCACUUCAUGGACAAACACUACGAAAUUAGCAAAGCAAAAACCGAUUGUGUUCUUUUAGAGGUUGGUCGGGAUUUUAGAGAAUAUUAUUUGCUUUACAAAGAAUCUGAGUGUAAUGAGAUUGGAUGCAUAUACUUAGACAUCCCAGGAAUGCAGUGGGUUAAGUGUUGUAAAGGUAUGUUAUGCUUGAUUUCGACCAAGAAUGAUAAACUUGAUAAAGGUGAUUAUCUUAUUUAUGAUAUUUUAAUGUGGAAUCCCUCCAUUAGGAAAGUUAAAGCCUUACCCUCGGUUACUGUCCCUUACAAAGCACCUUGCGAUGGAUUAUAUGCACUUAGCGAAUUUGGAUUUGGGAUUUCUAACAACAUGACCUGGAAGGUUGUCAUGCUAUUAGAAAUUUGUUCUUCGGAUGGGAGAACUGUUCACCAAAUGACAAUGGUUUAUAGUCAAGAUUAUAGUGAUUCUUGGAGUUUGAGACAACUUAAUUUAGUUACAUCUUUUCAAAAUAUUCGGGAUAUGAGCAAUGAUUUUUAUUUAAAAGGGAGGUACUAUUGGGGGACGGUAGGGUUUAACCAGCAACAUAUAAUUCACUACUUGAUUUGGUUUGACAUGAAUAAUGAGGUGUGUGGGAUGAUUGAGUUGCCUAAGUCUAAUAUUGAUUCAGUCUCAAUAAUGAAUGAGACUAUUGCUGUACUUCGAUAUUCACCAAUUGUGGGGAAUACCAAUUGCAUUGAUAUUUGGUUAAUGAUUGAAAAUGACAACAAUACUUAUUGGUGUAAACAAGCACGCAUAGAUUAUGGUCUAAACAUAUAUAAUAAUAUUGAAUGGUGGAGACCAAUAGGAAUUUGGAAUGUGGAUGGAGAAUUGCUUGUAUUUCAAGACCGUGCAGUUGAUCCGGAUUGGGAUCCGGAUUCAGAGCAUUCAGAGCCGGAUGUACCAUACUUCAUAUCUCAGGAUUUGGUAACUCAGGAAAGGAAGAUGUUCUCUAUAAGUAAAGAAAGGAAAAGUAUUACCAUAGCUUCAAAUCCAACUGCUGGCAAUUUAUUUCAAGUUUACAACGAGAGGAAUACGGAUACAAUAGAAAAAUGGAAAUACCAUAUGUUUAUGCAGAGAAUAUAUUCUCGAGUUUACUAUGAAAGUCUAUAUUUACCGUAA